UAUAGGGCACCCUUGCACCAAACAACCCCACCUCGUCAUUUGCAGUACUGAGUAGACAGUUGGCGUUACGCUUACUUUCGAAGCCAAGUUCCAAAUUCUUAUGAUUAGUCAGAAAAUGAAGAACUGCAGUUGCUGGAUACUUGUACCUAUUAUAAUUACUGUCCUUGCAGCAGCUGGAUUCUGGACUACGUACGUACUUGCAUAUAGAAACAAAAAGAUAUGUAGCCUUGAUUUACUGGAAAGGAAACAGAAAUGCAAUUUACGCCCUCCUUUUUUAAGUAUUGCAGGUGAUACCCCUCCUGAAAGCUGUAUUUUUAGCCAAGUAAUGAAUAUGACAGCGUUUCUAGUGACUGCUGUUGCUGUCCUCCGUUAUUCACAGCUUAAAGCAAAAGUGAUGAAACCAUGGCUCAAUAUCUUUGGGCUGAUAUCAUUUUCUCUAUCAUCUUUUGGAAUGACAAUAGUAGCGAAUUUUCAGCUGUCUAAUGAGAGAAUAAUACAUAACGUUGGUGCAGUCACCGCGAUUGGCUUUGGAACAGCAGCCUUUUGGAUUCAAGCAGUUCUGACUUUCCAAGGGAAUAUAAAUAAUCAAGGGCGAAAACUUGGAAUCCUCCGUGUUAUCCUCUCAGUGGUAAUCACCUUGGGGUUCAUCGCGUACUUUCUUCUGCUAGCUCAGCAUAGCUAUUUGCAUGGAGCAAGAGUUCAAUGGACUUUAAUAACAUGUUUGCUCUUGUAUGAAGUGACAUUUGCAGUGGACUUUUGGCAUUAUGAUUUUGAGGUCCAUGGCAGAGAGAAGCAAACAAAUUCAAUGGAAACUGUAGCCAGCGUCACCUCUGAGUGUUAUUCAGAGCACGUAUAGAGAAAAGAAUUAUUGACACUGUCCUUCUAAUGGCCCAGAAUACUGGUAGAGAUAUGUCCAACUGUUGCUUUAAAUAUAAAUUCACUGUUUUGAAUCUGUUUAUCUAUCAGUACGUGUUAUAAUUAUGUGAAAUUAUUUUUUAACUUAAGGAUCCAGUCAUGAACUUCAGAUAGUCCACUAAUCCACAAUUGA
This is a messenger RNA of Mobula hypostoma (lesser devil ray), 1048 nucleotides long. It is a transcript of the gene tmem150c, whose product is annotated as transmembrane protein 150C. Gene Ontology annotation, cellular component: plasma membrane. NCBI's taxonomy places the organism in Eukaryota, Metazoa, Chordata, Chondrichthyes, Myliobatiformes, Myliobatidae. The record is from RefSeq and is a predicted model, not a curated record. Bases 101 to 856 code for a protein of 251 amino acids. The transcript is spliced from 8 exons.